Messenger RNA from Hyposmocoma kahamanoa, 1104 nucleotides. RefSeq lists its product as uncharacterized. NCBI's taxonomy places the organism in Eukaryota, Metazoa, Arthropoda, Insecta, Lepidoptera, Cosmopterigidae. The record is from RefSeq and is a predicted model, not a curated record. Gene Ontology annotation, biological process: carbohydrate metabolic process. The coding region runs from base 19 to 1104 and encodes 361 amino acids. The transcript has 5 exons.
GCCCUUGUUGCAAUAAAGAUGAAGUUUCAAUGGCUGUAUUUAUCGUUUGUGGCUGUGUCAGUGGCAGCAGUGAGUGGUAACGCUGACCUUCUGUUGGCAGAGCCAUGCGACGCUCAGUCAUGCAGUCUUCCCGACUGUCAAUGCUCAUCUACGACUAUUCCUGGAAAUUUAGCAGCAAGAGAUACGCCUCAGUUUGUAACAUUAACAUUUACUGGCUCAAUCUCGCCAACCAACAUGGAUACAUACAGACGACUCUUUUACUUUCGUCAAAACUCCAACGGUUGCAGCGUUGGUGCCACUUUCUUUGUCAAACAUGAAUAUACUUACUACCAUUUGGUAAAUGAGUUGUACAACCUAGGAUUUGAGAUUGCACUUAAUUCAAUCAGUCAUAGAUAUCCGCAGUCGUUUUGGGCAGAAGCUACUUAUGAAGACAUAGUGGAAGAAAUAGCAGGACAAAAAAGUCAAUUAGCUUAUUUAACGCUCAUUCCCAUUGAUGAAAUCAAAGGUGUCCGUUUUCCAUUUCUCCAAACUGCAGGCAAUGUUAGCACCCAAGUUAUGAAAGAAAACCGUCUGUACGAUUCGUCGUGGUCUACAGUUGCUUUCCACAACCCUGGUCUAUGGCCAUAUACUUUGGACUAUGCUUCUACUCAAGAUUGUAAUGCUCCUCCUUGCGCGACCGCUUCGUUUCCUGGAGUUUGGGUGUCCCCGGUGAUCACUUGGAGAGAUUUGCAGGGUUUUCCUUGCUCUUCAGUUGACGCCUGCACAUUUGUACCCCGCUACGACGACGAGGAAGGAUGGUUCCAGUUCAUUAUGCAGAAUUUCGAAAGACACUAUCUCGGUACGCGGAGUCCAUUCGAGGUGUUCAUUUCGCAGGGAUUGAUUGCCACUGACCCCGCCAUAUUUAACGCACUUGAAAGGUUUAUUGAAUUCAUUACAAGACUCCCUAAUGCCUUCAUGGUUAAUAAACGUGACGUAAUCGAAUGGUCAAAGAACCCAGUGCCUAUUGACGAGUACCGACAGAAGGAUUGUCCAUCCAUUACACCAACGAUCUCCUGUACUCCGAGGUAUUGCAGUGCGACCAUGGACAAUGACGUAAGUUAUUAA